Panicum hallii is the source of this 1506-nucleotide messenger RNA. Its product is annotated as homeobox protein knotted-1-like 12. The transcript has 4 exons. Gene Ontology annotation, biological process: regulation of DNA-templated transcription. The record is from RefSeq and is a predicted model, not a curated record. Gene Ontology annotation, molecular function: DNA-binding transcription factor activity, RNA polymerase II-specific; DNA binding. NCBI's taxonomy places the organism in Eukaryota, Viridiplantae, Streptophyta, Magnoliopsida, Poales, Poaceae. Gene Ontology annotation, cellular component: nucleus. Bases 188 to 1306 code for a protein of 372 amino acids.
UUACCCCCUGUACCUUUCCUCCUCUCUUCAUCCCAUCUUCUGCUGAUCUUCCAUCCCAAAUAUCUCUCAAGCAUCUGUCUGAGUUCUCCUCCUCCUUCCCGUCCAUUGCUAGCUAGGGUUUCUUGAGUCUUGGUCUUGGCAUCAGUUCGUCUUCUUUCUCUUUUGAUUGACACACAAAGAAAGGGCUAUGGAUAGCUUCAAGGAUCUUGGCGGAGGCGGGAGCAGUGCUUCCAAGGCAUCCUUCUUGCAGCUUCCGCUGCCGGCGUCGUCGUCGGCUCAGGGUUUUCCAUCGCCAGACGGGCAUCACCACAGCUCACGGCUCCCGCUGCAGCAGUUACUUGCCGACCCGUCGGGGGCGCAGCGCAACCACCAGAUGGACGGAGCAGUUGUGCAAAGAGAGAUUUCGCCGGUAGAUGCCGAGAUCAUCAAGGCCAAGAUCAUGUCGCACCCCCAAUACUCGGCUCUCGUCGCCGCCUACUUGGACUGCCAAAAGGUCGGCGCGCCGCCGGAUGUGUCGGAUAGGCUCUCGGCCAUGGCGGCGAAGCUGGACGCACAGCCGGGGCCAAGCCGGCGGCGGCGCGAGCCGGCGCGCGCUGACCCGGAGCUCGACCAGUUCAUGGUCCGUCAUGCUUUGACAGAUCGAUUCAAUUCGUCGCAUGCGAUGCUUCUGCAAUGGUGUUGCUCUCAAAUAAUCGGCUGGGCCUGCUUGCCGCUGCAGGAGGCGUACUGCAACAUGCUGGUGAAGUACCAGGAGGAGCUGGCGCGGCCGAUCCAGGAAGCCGCCGAGUUCUUCAAGAGCAUGGAGCGGCAGCUCGAUUCGAUCACCGACAGUAACUACUGUGAAGGCGCCGGCUCGUCCGAGGAUGACCAGGACGGGAGCUGUCCUGAAGAGAUCGAUCCCUUCGCCGAGGACAAGGAGCUGAAGCACCAGCUCCUGAGGAAGUACGGCGGCUACCUGGGCGGCCUCCGGCAGGAGUUCUCCAAGAGGAAGAAGAAAGGGAAGCUCCCAAAGGAGGCCAGGCAGAAGCUGCUGCACUGGUGGGAGCUGCACUACAAGUGGCCCUACCCUUCUGAGACGGAGAAGCUGGCGCUGGCGGAGACGACGGGGCUGGACCAGAAGCAGAUCAACAACUGGUUCAUCAACCAGCGGAAGCGGCACUGGAAGCCGACGUCGGAGGACAUGCCGUUCGCGAUGAUGGAGGCGGCGGGCGGGUUCCAUGCCCCGCAGGGCGCCGCGGCGGCGCUGUACGUGGCGAGCAGGACGCCGUUCAUGGCGGACGGCGGCAUGCACCGGCUGGGGUCGUGACGGCCGGGCUCGUGUCGAUCGCUCCUACUACACGUAACAUGCAUGUUCGGAUCGGACGUGCCAAUCGAUGGUGUUGGGGAUUUGCUGUGGAAUGGGGAAUCCAUGCAUGGCGGUGGCAAGGUAAAAAGCCUGAAGCUGCUCGUGGCACGUGUUGCUUGAUCCGGAGCAAGUAAUUCUGCAACGUUCCUAGGCGUCAUGUU